Lemur catta (Ring-tailed lemur) is the source of this 3456-nucleotide messenger RNA. RefSeq names its product RNA binding motif protein 19 (gene RBM19). NCBI's taxonomy places the organism in Eukaryota, Metazoa, Chordata, Mammalia, Primates, Lemuridae. Gene Ontology annotation, molecular function: RNA binding. The record is from RefSeq and is a predicted model, not a curated record. The coding region runs from base 148 to 3045 and encodes 965 amino acids. The transcript has 25 exons.
CUUCCGGAUGGGGCCGGGUGACGUCUGGGCCACGUGACCUUGUUCCGGCUCUCCAAAGAUGGCGGCGCCCAGAGCGGUAGCGUGAGAGUUGACGGUGGAAGACGCUGUCCAGUUGUGCCGGAAUCAAAACGCUGGGGACUGUGCGCCAUGUCGCGACUGAUCGUGAAGAACCUCCCGAAUGGGAUGAAGGAGGAGCGUUUCAGGCAGCUGUUCGCUGCCUUCGGCACGCUGACAGACUGCAGCCUGAAGUUCACCAAAGACGGCAAGUUCCGCAAGUUUGGCUUUAUCGGCUUCAAGUCCGAGGAAGAGGCCCAAACAGCACUGAACCAUUUCAACAAGAGUUUUAUUGACACGUCCCGGAUCACGGUGGAGUUCUGCAAGUCAUUUGGGGACCCAACGAAGCCCCGAGCCUGGAGCAAACAUGCCCAGAAACCAAGCCAGUCCAAGCAGCCUCCAAAAGACUCCAUUGCUCCAGAAAUGAAGAAAGAUGACAAGAAGAAAAAGGUGGCAAGUGAACUGGAGAAGCUGAAGGAAGAUACCGAGUUCCAGGAGUUCCUGUCGGUUCACCAGAGGCGGACGCAAGCGGCCACUUGGGCGAAUGACGCCCUGGACACUGAACCCUCGAAAGGGAUGGGCAAGCCGGCCAACGACUACCUGAACUUCGACUCCGAUUCAGGGCAGGAGAGUGAGGAGGAGGGCACUGGGGAGGACCCGGAAGAGGAAGAAGGCCCUGGACCGAAGGCAGCUGUGCAGAAGGAGCUGUCGGACAUGGAUUACCUGAAAUCCAAGAUGGUGAAGGCCGAGUUGUCCUCUUCCUCGGAGGAGGAGGAGAGUGAAGACGAAGCGGUGAACUGUGAUGAAGGGAGUGAGGCCGAGGAAGAGGAGUCCUCUGCCGCCCCAGCCCUGCGGGGGAGAGAGGGCGGAGGAGCCGGCCAAGAGCAAGGGGUGCCCUCUGGGACCAAGAAAGCACCGGAGGCCAGAGCCGAGGCAGAGAAACCGGCAAACCAGAAGGAACCCACCACCCCACACACCGUGAAGCUGCGGGGAGCCCCGUUCAACGUCACAGAGAAAAAUGUUGUGGAAUUCUUGGCACCCCUGAAACCCGUAGCCAUUCGCAUAGUGAGAAAUGCUCACGGGAACAAGACAGGGUACAUCUUUGUGGAUUUCCGCAGCGAAGAGGAAGUGAAGAAAGCUCUGAAAUGCAACAGGGAAUACAUGGGUGGACGCUACAUCGAGGUGUUCAGGGAAAAGAGCACCCCCACGGCCAAGUGUGCCCCGAAGAGUAGUGCCAGGCCCUGGCAGGGCCGGACGCUCGGGGAGAACGAGGAGGAAGAGGACCUGGCUGACUCCGGGAGGCUGUUUGUCCGAAACCUGCCCUACUCCAGCACCGAGGAGGACCUGGAAAAGCUCUUCUCUGCAUUCGGGCCCCUGUCUGAGCUCCACUACCCAAUCGACAGCCUGACCAAGAAACCCAAGGGCUUUGCCUUCGUCACCUUCAUGUUCCCUGAGCACGCCGUGAAGGCCUACGCGGGGGUGGACGGCCAGGUGUUCCAGGGCAGAAUGCUCCAUGUGCUACCGUCCACCAUCAAGAAGGAAGCCAGCGAGGACACCAGUGCCCCGGGGUUGUCAUCUUAUAAGAAGAAGAAGGAGGCUAAGGACAAAGCCAGCAGCUCCAGCUCUCACAACUGGAACACACUGUUCAUGGGGCCAAAUGCUGUGGCCGAUGCCAUCGCGCAGAAGUACAACGCCACCAAGAGUCAAGUGUUUGACCAUGAGACCAAGGGCAGCGUGGCCGUGCGCGUGGCGCUGGGGGAGACCCAGCUCGUCCAGGAAGUGCGGCGCUUCCUCAUCGACAACGGGGUCAGUCUGGAUUCCUUCAGCCAGGCCGCUGCAGAGCGAAGCAAGACCGUGAUUCUGGCCAAGAACCUCCCGGCAGGCACCCUGGCGGCUGAACUGCAGGAGACCUUCGGCCGAUUCGGCAGCCUGGGCCGCGUGCUGCUGCCCGAGGGUGGCAUCACCGCCAUCGUGGAGUUCCUGGAGCCCCUGGAGGCCCGCAAGGCCUUCAGACACCUGGCCUACUCCAAGUUUCACCACGUCCCCCUCUAUCUGGAGUGGGCUCCGGUUGGCGUCUUCUCCAGCUCAGCCCCGCAGGAGAAAGAGCCCCAGGAUGCACUUGCAGAAGCUGCAGAAAAGGGCGAAGUGGAGCCAGAAACUGGGGGGGAGCCAGUACCAGACAGUGAGGCCCCAGAAGGCGGAAAGCCAACCGAGGGUGGAGUGGACGCGUCUCCAGCAAAGAUGGAAGAGGAGGAGGAGGAGGAAGAAGAGGAAGAAGAAGAGAGCCUCCCAGGGUGCACUUUGUUUAUUAAGAAUCUCAACUUCGACACAACAGAGGAGACGCUGAAGAAAGUGUUUUCCAAAGUGGGGAUGGUGAAGAGCUGCUCGAUUUCCAAGAAGAAGAACAAAGCAGGAGCGCUGCUCUCCAUGGGGUUUGGAUUUGUGGAAUACAGGAAGCCCGAGCACGCCGAGAAAGCUCUCAAGCAGCUCCAGGGUGUCGUCGUGGACAGCCACACGUUGGAAGUGAGGAUCUCGGAACGAGCCACUAAGCCAGCCCUGACAUCCACUCGGAAGAAACAGGUCGCCAGAAAGCAGACGACUUCCAAGAUCCUGGUGCGGAACAUCCCCUUCCAGGCCAACAGCCGGGAGAUCCGCGAGCUCUUCAGCACCUUCGGGGAGCUGAAGACAGUCCGCUUGCCAAAGAAGAUGACCGGGACAGGCACGCACAGAGGAUUCGGCUUCGUGGACUUCCUUACCAAGCAGGAUGCAAAGAGAGCCUUCAACGCCCUGUGUCACAGCACCCACUUGUACGGCCGGAGGCUGGUGCUGGAGUGGGCUGACUCCGAGGUGACCCUGCAGGCCCUGCGGCGGAAGACGGUGGAGCACUUCCACGAGCCCCCGAAGAAGAAGCGGUCUGUGGUGUUGGACGAGAUCCUGGAGCAGCUGGAAGACAGUGAAAACGACAGCGAGGAGCAAACCCUUCAGCUGUGAGCUGGCACCGAGAGGGUCCUCAGAGGACCUAAGGCAGAGCAGAGAUUGGAUCUUCCGCCCUGUGUGCUUGGACAUUUCUCCCUGAGAUGGCUCCUGAGACCCCAAGGGGGAAGCUGACUUUGUCCGGCCCAGUGUCACACUGACCUGUGUCGUCGCGUGAACUUGAAUCUUCAACACAGAGGAAGCCAGGCCUCCCAGCACUUAGGGCUUCUUCCCCCACAGGAGCAAAAUCACUUUCAAACCACAGAGGAGAAGCAGCCCGCGAACGAGAUACACGGGUCCCAUUCUGUGAAGAAUCCCCCUCCCCAUUCCUGCGUGGUUUUUAAAUAUUUCUGAUUCUUUUAUUUUUUCACCUAUGAUAUGUGCAUUGGAUUCGUAUUUCUAAAUACAAAACCAGAUGCUUUUUUUAAA